This is a messenger RNA of Venustampulla echinocandica, 1248 nucleotides long. RefSeq lists its product as uncharacterized. Bases 1 to 1248 code for a protein of 415 amino acids. Lineage: Eukaryota; Fungi; Ascomycota; Leotiomycetes; Helotiales; Pleuroascaceae. Gene Ontology annotation, molecular function: O-methyltransferase activity. The record is from RefSeq and is a predicted model, not a curated record. The transcript has 5 exons.
AUGGACAGAAAGCAGAUGAUAGCGCAGCACAAUGCUAUCAAAUCCCAACUCCAAACCCUCACCAACGCAGUAGAUGCCUACUCCACUAUGUUCGAGAAGAACUCCUCAUCAGACGACCUCGCGGCUGUCGGCGAAAUCUCGCAGUGCCAAGUCACGAUGGCCGAGAGCGUGAAGCAGAUGCAAAGCGCUAUCUAUGGACCGUUGAAUAUGGUUAUGUUGCAUUAUGAAGAGUGCCUCCGUUCAAGCUCUCUCAGAACAUUGCUUGAGAUGGGUGUUUUUGAUAGCUUGCCGGUUGAUGGUAGUGAGAUGUCGGCAGAGGAACUGGCUAAGAAGCUAGGCGUUGACGAAGCUCUUCUCGUUCGUCUGAUGCGCGUAGUCAUACCUACAUUCUUCGAGGAACCACGCCCGGAAGUGUACACUCACACGCCGAACUCUCUGGUCUACUUGGAGCCUCCCCUGCGGGCCAACUUUAAAAUGAUGUACGACGAGAUUUGCGUUGCAAGCACGAAAAUGUCCGAAUUCUUUAAGAAAAAUGGAUAUCUCAACCCCAUCUCCCGAAGUAACAAUCCUUACACCUACGCCCACGAUACUCACGGCCUAUCCAUGUUCGAGUUCCUCCUUCAGGACCCAGUCCGCUUCAAGAACUUCAAUGAGGCGAUGCAAGCUCGUUCUUCCCAAACAUCCCUUCCCUAUGACUUGUUCCCUUUCAAAAACAAAUUGGGCGAGAUGGAGACUACGGAUGAGACUGUUCUGCUGGUAGAUGUCGGCAGCGGCAUAGGCCAGGCUACGCUUGCCAUUCGGGAGGCUUGUCGAGAGUCAAGGGGGAAAAUGGUGAUGCAGGAUCAGAGGGAGGUUAUUGAGGGGAUCGCAGGUCCGUUGCCCACUGGUGUGAUGGGGAUGGCGCAUAAUUUCUUCAAGCCGCAACCGGUCAAAGGCGCUCUCUUCUAUUACAUUCACCGCUGCCUGCACGAUUGGCCGGACUCCGAUUGUCUCGUAAUUCUGCAACAUCUCGCCGCCGCGAUGACACCCGGCGUCUCGCGCCUUCUGAUCUCUGAAAUCGUGAUGCCUCGCGGACCGGUUGAUAUCCAGACGGCGUGGUCGGAUAUUAAUAUGCUGACUUUUAGCGGGAUGGAGCGGAGUGAGAAGCAGUGGAGAGACUUGCUAGAUAGUGCGGGGUUGAGUAUUGCGUUUGUGCAUGGCGACGGUGGAGGAUGCUGGUUUAGGGUGUUGGAGGUUGUGCAUAAGUGA